UAUUAUUUUUUCUUCUUCUUCUUCAAAAGUCUCUUUUUGACCACCAUUGAUCCUUCCUCUCUUUCUUCUCUUCUUCCUCCUAUCUGCUCCAGUCUUUCCUUACCUCUCUCUCUCUCAUGGGUCUCCAUGGCUAUCAGUAUUUAUUAGAUAUAUGUUAUGAUUUUCUGUCCUAAAACCUCUACAGCUUCAUCUAUUUUUCUUGCUUAUUUUCCUUUCUUCCAAACAUGGGUGGCUGUCUAUCUAACACCAGAGUUAGUGGCUCAAACAGCAACAAUAACACCACCGUGAAUCAAAAUCGUAAAGAGACGACCAAAGCCCAAACCAAAACCACCGCUGCCACCACCGUACAAGGAGCCACGCGCCACCAUCAGCAACGCAAACAGAACAAGCGGAAUGAGACCCAGAAGAACAAUAGGAAUCCCCAGCAGCUUAAUAAUAAUAACCCUAAAGAUAAGCAGAGUACCAGGCGACCAGGGGGGCUGAUUCCGUGUGGGAAGCGUACGGAUUUUGGGUACGAUAAGAAUUUCGAUGAGCGAUACACGAUCGGGAAAUUGUUGGGUCAUGGUCAAUUUGGGUAUACCUUUGUUGCUACUGACAAGGCUAAUGGGGAUCGAGUUGCGGUUAAGAGAAUUGAGAAGAGCAAGAUGGUUCUUCCUAUAGCUGUUGAGGAUGUUAAGCGAGAAGUCAAGAUAUUGCAAGAACUUACCGGCCAUGAGAAUGUGGUUCAGUUUUAUAACGCAUUUGAGGAUGAUUCUUACGUGUAUAUAGUUAUGGAGUUAUGUGAGGGUGGCGAAUUGCUGGAUCGUAUCUUGGCCAAGAAGGAUAGCCGUUAUACUGAGAAGGAUGCAGCAGUAGUUGUCCGUCAAAUGCUUAAGGUUGCUGCGCAGUGUCAUUUACAUGGUUUAGUACACCGUGACAUGAAACCAGAGAAUUUUCUAUUUAAGUCAAACCGAGAAGACUCGUCUCUGAAAGCCACGGAUUUCGGUCUGUCAGACUUCAUCAAACCAGAAAAGAAGUUCCAAGAUAUUGUGGGCAGUGCUUACUACGUUGCUCCUGAAGUAUUGAAACGCAAGUCAGGGCCUGAAUCUGAUGUCUGGAGUAUUGGUGUGAUCACCUACAUUUUGCUCUGUGGGAGGCGCCCUUUCUGGGAUAAGACCGAGGAUGGUAUAUUUAAGGAGGUUCUGAGAAACAAGCCUGAUUUCCGCCGUAAGCCAUGGCCGAGUAUAAGUAGCAGUGCUAAAGAUUUUGUAAAGAAGUUAUUGGUGAAGGAUCCUAGAGCAAGACUAACUGCUGCUCAGGCCCUAUCUCACCCUUGGGUCAGAGAAGGAGGAACUGCAUCAUCAGAUAUACCAAUUGAUAUAUCUGUUCUGAAUAACAUGCGGCAGUUUGUGAAGUACAGUCGUUUGAAACAGUUUGCUCUAAGGGCAUUGGCUAGCACACUUGAUGAAGAGGAGCUUUCGGAUCUCAAAGAUCAAUUUGAUGCAAUUGAUGUGGAUAAAAAUGGUGCUAUUAGUCUGGAAGAAAUGAGACAGGCCCUUGCGAAAGAUCUUCCUUGGAAACUGAAAGACUCGCGUGUCCUAGAGAUACUGCAAGCUAUUGACAGCAACACAGAUGGGCUUGUGGAUUUCUCCGAGUUCGUUGCUGCCACGCUCCAUGUUCAUCAGUUGGAAGAACAUGACUCUGACAAAUGGCAGGAACGUUCGCAAGCGGCUUUCCACAAAUUUGAUUUAGAUAAAGACGGGUUUAUAACUACAGAGGAACUUAGAAUGCACACUGGUUUAAGAGGCUCCAUUGACCCCCUUCUUGAGGAGGCUGAUAUUGACAGAGAUGGGAAGAUAAGCUUAUCUGAAUUCCGCAGACUUCUCAGAACCGCAAGUCUGAGUUCGCGAAAUGUUCCUAGCCCCUCCUCCGGUGGUCCUCGGAACUUUAAAAAGCUGUAGAUUAAAAUUGAAAAUUUUUGGAACUUGAAAUGAGAAAGAUAGUAAAAGAGAUGGGAAGUUAAUUCCCCAUCCCUCGUUAUCUACUUUUGAAGUCAAGAAAGGCCCUUAUCUUCUUCUGCCAUGGAACAUUGUCAAAUGCUAGGAAUUCAAUGAUAGGACUCUUCUGAAUUGGAUUGUGAAUCCAAUUGACAGACCAUCGGUUAUAUUUAGGGCUGGUGUGGAAUGCAGAUGGAUCUUGACAGAGAGUGACUCCAUGUGUUGUGGUUAUUACUUGUAUACAUCUUUUUGGAGUGUUGGGGUUUUUCUUGUUGUACCGUACAAAUUGUAAUGUGUGACAUAAAUAAAAAACAGAAAAAAAGAAAGGAAAAAAAAGUACAAUGAAAAUGCGAUGGAUUUAAUGUACUGCAUAUAGUUUAUUCUCUUAGAAUUUCAAUCAAAUGGUCUCUAAGUGAAAAUUGGAAUGAAAUGCUUCAUGUUCAGCACUA
Molecule: messenger RNA, 2425 nt
Organism: Humulus lupulus (European hop)
Lineage: Eukaryota; Viridiplantae; Streptophyta; Magnoliopsida; Rosales; Cannabaceae
Product: calcium-dependent protein kinase 28-like
Exons: 12
Coding region: 225-1940 (571 amino acids)
Biological process (GO): intracellular signal transduction; peptidyl-serine phosphorylation; protein autophosphorylation
Cellular component (GO): nucleus; cytoplasm
Molecular function (GO): ATP binding; calmodulin binding; calcium-dependent protein serine/threonine kinase activity
Source: RefSeq, a predicted model, not a curated record